Molecule: messenger RNA, 667 nt
Organism: Leptopilina heterotoma
Lineage: Eukaryota; Metazoa; Arthropoda; Insecta; Hymenoptera; Figitidae
Gene: RpL21
Product: 60S ribosomal protein L21
Exons: 2
Coding region: 153-632 (159 amino acids)
Biological process (GO): translation
Cellular component (GO): cytosolic large ribosomal subunit; ribosome
Molecular function (GO): structural constituent of ribosome
Source: RefSeq, a predicted model, not a curated record
GUAAUAAACGUAAGCAAGUUUUUAAAGAAAAAUACUAUACUCGACUCUAGAGAAUUUUACUUUUGACUUCUUAAUAUUGGCACUACUGUAAAAUAGUUUCUUUCUUUUUUUGGUUCGCGUUUUCGAUAGACGACAGUCGAGAAGCGUAAAAAAUGACAAACUCAAAGGGUUAUCGUCGAGGAACGAGAGACUUGUUCUCCCGUAAAUUCAAAAAACAUGGCACAAUUCCACUUUCAACAUACAUGAAAGUUUACAAAAUUGGCGAUAUGGUUGAUAUUAAACAAAAUUCAGCAAUUCAAAAGGGAUUGCCAUACAAAGUUUAUUAUGGAAAAACUGGUCGUGUUUUUAAUGUCACACCACAUGCGCUUGGAGUUGUUGUCAACAAACGAGUGAGAGGAAGAAUUAUUCCAAAGAGAAUUACCGUUCGUGUCGAGCACGUGAAUCAUUCGAAAUGUCGGGAGGAUUUCUUGAAGAGAGUAAAGGAAAAUGAACUCCUCAGGAAGCAGGCGAAGGAGAAGAAAAUUACCGUUCAAUUGAAACGUCAACCGGUACAACCAAGUGGCGCGCACAUUGUCUCCGGCAAGCAGGCACCAAUCUUACUUGCACCAAUUCCUUACGAAUUUGUUGCCUAAACCAAAAUUACAGAAUAAAUUCUUUCUAAUUAAAA